Molecule: messenger RNA, 222 nt
Organism: Theileria orientalis strain Shintoku
Lineage: Eukaryota; Apicomplexa; Aconoidasida; Piroplasmida; Theileriidae
Exons: 2
Coding region: 1-222 (73 amino acids)
Source: RefSeq, a predicted model, not a curated record
AUGUUUGCUUCUGAGAUGUGUAGCGGAACUCGCCCGUUAGGCGUCACACGGCCAGCACGACGGACGUUGCAUUUUUUCCGGAACCUAGGUAAAGGAAUCCAGAGAAAUAUAGGUGAAAAAUUACACAUUUGUGGACGGAGAAUCAAAAUUACCACAGUUUUCGAGUUUAUCGGCUAUUUCGAGCUUCUACUCGAAAUAAGAGAGAAUCGCAACCUAUUAUAA